This is a messenger RNA of Tyto alba (common barn owl), 3696 nucleotides long. It is a transcript of the gene ITGA7, whose product is annotated as integrin subunit alpha 7. The coding region runs from base 52 to 3516 and encodes 1154 amino acids. NCBI's taxonomy places the organism in Eukaryota, Metazoa, Chordata, Aves, Strigiformes, Tytonidae. The record is from RefSeq and is a predicted model, not a curated record. The transcript is spliced from 26 exons. Gene Ontology annotation, cellular component: external side of plasma membrane; integrin complex. Gene Ontology annotation, molecular function: integrin binding. Gene Ontology annotation, biological process: cell-matrix adhesion; integrin-mediated signaling pathway; cell adhesion mediated by integrin.
CCCCCCGGUCCUCCCGGGCGGCGGGAGCGGCGGGAGCAGCGGGAGCCGAGCAUGGCGGGGCCCCGGGGGCUGUGGCUACCCUUGCUCAGCCUGCGGCUACUGGCGACCGCAGCCUUCAACCUGGAUGCCACCAGCACCCUGCUGAAGGACGGCGACAAGGGCAGCCUCUUCGGGGUGGCCGUGGCUCUGCACCGGCAGCUCAGCCCCGAGCCGGCCGGCUGGCUGCUGGUGGGGGCCCCCCAAGCGCCGGCGCUGCCCAGCCAAGGUGCCAACCGGACUGGGGGGCUCUUCGCCUGCCCCCUGACCCCCGAAACCUCCGACUGCUGGCGGGUGCCCAUCGAUGAGGGGGUGGACCCACAGCGGGAGAGCAAAGAGAACCAGUGGCUGGGGGUGAGCGUCAAGAGCCAAGGCGCCGGCGGCAAGAUCGUGACCUGCGCCCACCUGUACGAGGCGCGGCACCGCGUGCGGCAGCCCCUGGAGACGCGGGCGGCCAUCGGCCGCUGCUUCGUGCUGAGCCAGGACCUGCGGGCGCGGGACGAGCUGGACGGCGGCGAGUGGAAAUUUUGCGAGGGGCGGCCGCAGGGCCACGACCGCUUCGGGGCCUGUCAGCAGGGCCUGGCCGCCGCCUUCACCCCCGACCGGCACUUUCUGCUCUUUGGGGCGCCCGGCACCUACAACUGGAAGGGGACCCUGCGCGUGGAGCUGCUCAACCAGAGCUCCCUGGGCCUGCUGCGCCCCGACGCCGGGCCCUUCGAGGCGGGGGGCGAGAAGGACCAGGACCCCUCGCUCAUCCCCGUGCCCGCCAACAGCUACCUGGGGCUGCUCUUUGUGACACACGUUGAUAGUUCAGCCCCCGACCUGCGGCUCUACAAAAGCCCCCGGCCCGGCGAGAAGGUGCCCGGCGCGGCCGGCGACGUGGCCCCCAAUAGCUACCUGGGUUUCUCGGUGGACUCGGGCGCGGGGCUGACGCGGCGGCGGGAGCUGAGCUUCGUCACCGGAGCCCCCCGCGCCAACCACACCGGCGCCGUCGUCAUCCUGCGCCGCGACAGCGCCAGCCGCCUCGUCCCCGAGGCCGUGCUGCCCGGCCACCAGCUCACCUCCGCCUUCGGCUACGCCGUCGCCGUGCUCGACCUCAACAGCGACGGCUGGAUGGACCUGGUGGUGGGGGCCCCCCAUUUUUUCGAGCGCAAAGAGGAGAUCGGGGGGGCCGCCUACGUUUACAUCAACCCGGCGGGGCGCUGGGACGCCGCCACCCCCCUCCGCCUCAACGGCACCCGCGGCUCCAUGUUCGGCAUCGCCCUCUGCGCCGCCGGCGACCUCAACCACGACGGCUUCGAGGACCUGGCCGUGGGGGCCCCCUUCGACGGCGCUGGCAAAGUCUACAUCUACCAUGGCAGCAACCUGGGCAUCGUGGCCAAGCCGGCGCAGGUCUUGGAUGGGGAGGGCGUGGGAGUGACUGCCUUUGGGUACUCGCUGUCGGGGGGGCUGGACGUGGACGGGAACCUGUACCCCGACCUGCUCGUCGGUUCCCUCUCUGACACCGUCGUGCUGUACAGGGCCCGGCCAGUGGUUCACGUCUCCAGGAACGUCUCCCUGCUCCCCCCUAACAUCGACCUGGAGCAGAGCAACUGCCAGCACCAGGAGGGGGUCUGCGUGGACGUCCAAGCCUGCUUCAGCUACACGGCCAGUCCCACCAGCUACAGCCCCCCCCUCGUGCUGGAGUACGUGUUCGAUGCCGACACGGACCGCCGGCGGCUGGGCCAGGCCCCCCGCGGCUCCUUCCUCGCCCGCCGGCCCUCGGACCCCGAGCACCAGUUCUCCAACACGCUGGAGCUGCCGCGGCAGCACGCCCGCGCCUGCGCCAGAGCCACCUUCCAGCUCCACGACAACAUCCGUGACAAGCUGCGCCCCAUCGCCAUCACCCUCGCCUACGGCAUCCAGGGAGCCGGGGCAGAGCGGCAGAACCAGGGGGCCACGCAGCAGAGCCGGGGGGCCACGCGGCAGAGCCGGGGGGCCGCCCUGCCACCCCUCUCACCCGUGCUCAGCCCCCAGCAGCCCAGCAGCCACCGCACCGAGGUGCAUUUCCUGAAGCAGGGCUGCGGCGACGACAAGAUCUGCCAGAGCAACCUCCAGCUCCGCUUCCAGUUCUGCGCCCGCCUUGGGGACGCCGAGUUCCUGCCCCUGCCCAGGGGCGCGGAUGGCACCGCCGUCUUCGCCAUCAGCGACCAGAAGGACGUGGCCUUGGAGAUCCACGUCACCAACUCGCCCUCGGAGCCGGCGGAGCCGCAGCGGGAUGGGGACGAUGCCCACGAGGCCCUGCUCACCGCCACCUUCCCCCCCGAGCUGCCCUACUCUGCCCUGCGCCCCCACGACAGCCGGGGACCCCCGGUGGUGUGCCUCGCCAACCAGAACGGCUCGCAGGUGGAGUGCGAGCUGGGGAACCCCAUGAAACGCGGAGCCCAGGUGCGGUUCUUCCUCAUCCUCAGCACUUUGGGCAUCACCAUCCAGACCACGGACCUGGCGGUGGAGCUGGCCCUGUCCACGAUCAGUGAGCAGCCGGGGCUGGAGCCGGUGGUGGCUCGCGCCCGUGUGGUCAUCGAGCUGCCGCUCUCCGUGACGGGCGUGGCUGUGCCCCCCCGGCUCUUCUUCGGUGGGGUGGUGCGGGGGGAGAGCGCCGUGCGGCGGGAGACCCACGUGGGCAGCGCCGUGCGCUUCGAGGUCACGGUUUCCAACAGGGGCCAGUCGCUGAAGACUCUGGGCUCGGCCUUCCUCACCCUCCUCUGGCCCCACGAGCUGAGCAACGGGAAAUGGCUGCUCUACCCCCUGCACAUGGAGCUGGUGGCCCCCCCCGGGCACCGGGCAGCCUGCAGCCCCCCCGCCAACCCCCUCCGCCUCGCCCUGGAGCCACCCGGGGAGGUUGACCCCGCCGAGGUGCCCACCCCGGGGUCCUGGUGGGUGCCAGCCCCUGCGGAGAGGAGGAGGAACGUCACACUGGACUGCGCCCAGGGCACCGCGCGCUGCCUGGCCUUCCGCUGCCCGCUGCACAGCUUCGAGCGCGCCGCUGUGCUGACGGCCCGCGGCCGCCUCUGGAACAGCACCUUCCUGGAGGAGUACCUGGCCGUCACCUCAGUGGAGCUGAUUGUGCGCGCCAGCGUCUCGGUGACCUCCUCCAUCAAGAAUCUGGUGCUGAAAGAUGCCUCCACGCAGAUCCCCAUCUCCAUCUACCUGGACCCCGGGGCGGCGGUGGCCGGCGGCGUGCCGUGGUGGGUCAUUCUGCUGGCUGUGCUGGCUGGUGUCCUCGUCCUGGCCCUCCUCAUCUUCAUCCUCUGGAAGCUGGGUUUCUUCCGCCGGGCUCGCUACGCGCCGCCGGCCGUGCCGCAGUACCACGCGGUGAAGAUCCCACGGGAGGAGCGGCAGCAGUUCCGUGAGGAGAAGACGGGCACCAUCCAGAGGAAGGCGUGGGCCGCCAACGUGACGGAGCCCAGCGACGGCCGCGUCGCCCCCAGCUCGGCGUAGCUGCGCCCGGCCCCCCGGGACGGGGACACUGGACGCGGGACCCUCCGUCCCAGCGCUGGGGAAGGAGGCACACACGUGUGCCGGCACACGCCUGCCUUAACCGGGCACACACGGGACUGUUUGCACCGGGACGGGGCCCCUUGGCCCCGCAGCUCAGCCCAAUAAAAGGAACAGCCCCGA